Molecule: messenger RNA, 5773 nt
Organism: Eleginops maclovinus (Patagonian blennie)
Lineage: Eukaryota; Metazoa; Chordata; Actinopteri; Perciformes; Eleginopidae
Gene: si
Product: sucrase-isomaltase
Exons: 48
Coding region: 50-5509 (1819 amino acids)
Biological process (GO): carbohydrate metabolic process
Molecular function (GO): alpha-1,4-glucosidase activity; carbohydrate binding
Source: RefSeq, a predicted model, not a curated record
CGCACUUGAACUCAGAAGCACUUUGCCCUGAACUGUGGUGAGAGCCAAGAUGGGGAGAAGGCGGUUCUCUGGUUUGGAGGUGACAUUAAUGGUCAUGUUUUCACUUGUGAGUGUGGCAGCCAUCGCUCUCAUAAUUCUGUUCUUCACCGGAGAAGGUGGAUUCGUUAAAGAUGAAUCUACUGAAGCAUUCAUCCCUCAGUGUCCUAACAUUCCUCUGGCUGAAAGAGUAGACUGCUUCCCUGAUGCUGGAGCCUCCAAGCUGCGGUGUGAGGAGCGUGGAUGCUGCUGGGGCCCCCUGGACGAGAGGAACGUCCCCUGGUGUUUCUUCCCAACCAACCAUGGAUACACAGUGGAAUCCACCGAGCAGCCGAAUCCUUACGUAAUGAAUGCCCGUCUGAAGAGAAUGGCUUCUCCUUCUUUGUUUGGGGCUGAUAUUCCAGAGCUGUCUUUUCACGCAGAGAUGCAGACAAACAACCGACUCCAUUUUAAGAUCUCUGAUGCCCAAAACAAGAGGUUUGAAGUCCCUCAUGAGCACAUCAGCAGCCUCACCAGUGAGCCCUCCAGCCCCAUCAGCAACACACUGGAGAUGACGAGCAAACCCUUUGGCCUUGUUGUGCGCAGGAAGGAGAACAACAAAGUCCUGUUUGACACUACGAUGGCUCCGCUGGUGUUUGCGGAUCAGUAUUUACAGAUCUCUGCUAAGCUUCCAUCCCAUAAUAUCUACGGCCUGGGAGAACAUGUGCAUAAACAAUUUCGCCAUGACACAAGCUGGAGAACCUGGCCCAUCUUCACCAGAGAUGCUUUCCCUAAUGGGGGAACACACAACCUCUACGGACACUACCCCUUCUUCCUCUGUCUGGAAGAUGGGAGCGGAAAGUCAUUUGGGGUCUUUCUCAUGAACAGCAAUGCUAUGGAGGUGACUUUGCAACCAGCUCCUGCUGUGACCUACAGGACGAUCGGAGGGGUCCUUGACUUCUACAUCCUCUUUGGAGACACGCCAGAACAAGUGGUGCAGGAGUUUGUUGAGCUCAUUGGCAGGCCGGUCAUUCCACCCUACUGGUCCCUGGGUUUCCAGCUUUCUCGUUGGAACUACGGCAGCAUGAAGGAGGUCAAAGACACAGUGGAGAGGAACCGUGCUGUAGGCAUCCCAUAUGACAUUCAGUACACUGACAUCGACUACAUGGAGGAAAAGAAAGAUUUCACUUACGACAAAGUCAAUUUCAAAGACUUGCCUCAGUUCGCCGACUACCUUCAUGAGAAGGGACAGAGAUACAUCCUCAUCCUGGACCCUGCAGUGGCUACCAGUAAGAGGGUAGGGGGUGCUCCGUAUGAGUCCCUUGACCGCGGGAAUGUGAAGAAGGCCUGGAUCACUGAACCAGACGGAGAAACACCACUGUUAGGAGAGGUGUGGCCAGGAGAGACUGUAUUUCCAGACUACACCAGCCAAGCCUGCAUUGACUGGUGGGUUGAUGAAUACGACAGAUUCUCCAAGGAGAUCAAACACGAUGCCCUCUGGAUUGACAUGAACGAGGUGGCUAGUUUCGUGAAAGGAUCAAAUAAGGGCUGUGCUGAUAACAAACUCAACUAUCCUCCAUACACCCCAAAGAUUCUGGACGAGGUGAUGUACAGUAAGACUCUGUGCAUGGAUGCCAAGCAGGCCUGGGGGGACCACUAUGAUGUCCACAGUCUGUAUGGCUACUCUAUGGUGCUGGCUACUGAAAAAGCUCUGCAGCGUGUGUUUGGAGGGAACCGUACCCUGAUGUUGACCCGCUCCUCCUUUCCAGGUGUGGGAAAAUAUUCGGGUCACUGGCUGGGGGACAAUGCUGCCAACUGGAACGACAUAAAAUGGGCCAUCCCUGGCAUGCUGGAGUUUGGGCUCUUUGGGGUUCCCUAUAUCGGCGCAGACAUCUGUGGAUUCUUUGACGACACCUCUGAAGAGUUGUGCCGGCGCUGGAUGCAGGUGGGGGCUUUCUAUCCCUUCAGCCGGAACCACAACGCUGAGGGCUACAAGCCCCAGGAUCCAGCUGUGUUCGGUGCCAACUCAACCCUGUUGGAAAGCUCUAUACAUUACCUGACGAUACGUUACACGCUCCUGCCUUACCUCUACACACUCUUCUACAAAGCCCACACCACGGGGGAGACUGUUGUUCGUCCUGUCAUGCACGAGUUCUUCUCUGACAGUAACACCUGGACGGUGGACCGGCAGUUCCUCUGGGGAAAACACCUGCUCAUCACACCUGUACUAGACCCGGGUAAGGACAGCGUGUGGUCGUAUAUCCCAGAUGCCGUAUGGUAUAACUAUGAGACGAUGGAACGAGUGGCAGACCGCAAGAAGUAUAUUGAUAUGUACGUGCCAGCUGACAAGCUUGGUUUACACCUCAGAGGCGGGGCCAUCCUCCCAACACAGAGACCUGAUGUCACCACCACAUACAGUCGGCGUCAUCCCAUGGGAUUGAUUGUCGCUCUCGAUGACAACAACCAGGCGGCCGGGGAGCUAUUCUGGGACGACGGAGACACCAGAGACACAGUUAAAACAGGCAACCACAUCCACUACGACUUCUCCGUUACGGCUGGAGUGCUUACUAUGCAGGUGACCCAUGCCGGUUACAAGGACCCAAACAACCUCAUUUUUGAGAACAUCACUGUCCUUGGUGUGCUGGGAGAACCCGUGUCAGUCACUAUCACUAGCAUCAGAAAAAAUGAAGCCACCAGAGUGCCCAAAGCAAACAUCAACUACGAUGCAGUAAAGAAGGUGAUGUUCCUGACCGGCCUCCCGAUGAUUGUUGGGGAGUCGUAUAAGGUCUCGUGGGAAGUGCAACUCAUUGAGUACCAGCGCUUCGACUGCUACCCAGAGGAGAACACAGAUGAGUCGAAGUGCAAAGCCAGAGGCUGCAUCUGGCAGCCAACCGACCUUGAACGUGUUCCAUGGUGCUUCUAUCCAGAAGACUACGGAUACAUCGUGACGAAAGCAACAGAAACCUCCUCAGGAAUGACUGUUGACAUUAAUCGGAACAACAAGUACCGGAGCAAUGGUCUUCCAGGGUCCCCAGACAUCAACACACUCCGGGUUGAGAUCCGUUACCACAAGAGUGAUAUGCUGCAGUUCAAGAUCUGGGACCCGAACACGGAGCGUUACGAGGUCCCAGUGCCGCUGGCGGUCCCUGCUACUCCCGAGACUGACGAGACCAAAAGGCUUUACAAGGUCCAGCUUACCAAUAACCCGUUCGGCAUCCAGGUCAUAAGGAAAAGCACAGGAACCAAGAUCUGGGACUCCUCCGUGCCAGGUUUUACCUUCUCAGACCUGUUCAUCCAAGUGUCUACACGACUGUCAUCGGAGUAUGUGUACGGCUUCGGAGAGACGGAGCAUCCCACCUACAGACACAACCUCAACUAUCACACCUGGGGAAUGUUCUCCAAAGACCAGCCUCCCGGUUACAAGAUGAAUUGCUACGGAGUGCAUCCCUUCUAUAUGGGCCUGGAGAACACUGCUGACGCUCACGGUGUGCUGCUACUUAACAGCAAUGCCAUGGAUGUGACUUUCCAACCUACUCCAUCAAUAACCUAUCGAACUUUGGGGGGCAUCCUUGAUUUCUACAUGGUCCUGGGACCUACGCCUGAAAUGGUGGUGCAGGAGUACACUGCGCUGAUUGGACGACCUGUUCUACCUGCCUACUGGUCCCUUGGGUUCCAGCUCUGUCGCUAUGGAUACAACAAUGACCAGGAAAUAGCAGAUCUGUACGAAGGCAUGAAGGCAGCGGCCAUACCCUAUGAUGUGCAGUAUGCAGACAUUGACUACAUGGAGCGUCAGCUGGACUUUGUUCUAGACUCACAGUUUCAAGGUCUGCCUGCACUGGUGGACAAGAUGAGGGCUGAUAGCAUGAGGUUCAUCUUCAUUCUGGAUCCAGCCAUCUCAGGCAAUGAGACAGUAGGCACCUACCCUGCUUUUGAAAGAGGUGUAGCACAGGAUGUCUUCAUCAAAUGGCCCAAAGCCAUCAGCACUGAUAUUGUGUGGGGAAAGGUGUGGCCAGAUUUCCCCAAUGUCAUGGUAAAUGAAUCACUGGACUGGGAUACCCAAGUAAAGCUGUACAGAGCAUAUGCCGCGUUCCCUGACUUCUUCCGCAACACAACCGCAGCGUGGUGGCUACAAGAAAUCAAGGAUUUCUAUGGAAAAGUCAAAUUUGACGGCCUCUGGAUUGACAUGAAUGAGCCCGCCAGCUUUGUCCACGGUACAGUUGGAGAGAUCUGUCUUGGUAACCCACUCCUGGAGAACCCACCGUAUAUGCCACCUCUGGAGUCUAAACAUCGUGGGUUGAACCACAAGACUCUGUGCAUGAACAGCGAGCAGAUACUCAGCGAUGGAAAAAGAGUCCUACACUAUGACGUCCACAAUCUCUAUGGCUGGUCCCACACCAAACCCACCUAUGAUGCACUGCUGCAAGUGACAGGUAAAAGAGGUGCUGUGGUGACCAGGUCAACUUACCCUUCCAGUGGAAAAUGGGCCGGACAUUGGCUUGGAGACAACUUUUCGAGCUGGGACCAGCUUUUCAAAUCCAUUAUAGGCAUGAUGGAGUUCAGUCUGUUUGGCAUCUCUUAUACUGGGGCCGACAUAUGUGGGUUCUUCAAUGACGCCGAUUAUGAGAUGUGUCUUCGCUGGAUGCAGCUGGGUGCCUUCUACCCGUUCUCACGAAACCACAACGGCAAGGGGUGGAGGAGACAAGAUCCUGUGGCUUGGGAUGACAAAUUUGCCACGGUUUCCCGGGACGUCCUGAACAUCCGUUACAGCCUGCUGCCCUACCUGUACACACUGAUGUUCGAGGCUCACACCACAGGAAGCACAGUAGUCAGACCCCUCCUGCACGAGUUUGUGAAUGAGAUUACCACAUGGAACAUACACAAGCAAUUCCUCUGGGGACCGGCCCUCCUUAUCACCCCUGCCCUUGAUCCGGGAGUCAUUAGUGUGGAUGGCUAUGUUCCCAACACACGCUGGUAUGACUACUACACGGCCAAAGAAGUUGGAGUGCGUGGAAAAAUGGUGAGCAUGAACACCCCCUUGGAUCACAUCAACCUUCAUGUCAGAGGGGGAUACAUCUUGCCUUGGCAGAAACCAGAGAAUACUACCUUUUACAGCCGGAAGAAUCCUUUAGGACUGAUCGUUGCCCUCAGCGACAACGGGACCGCCCAAGGGUCGCUCUUCUGGGACGACGGUGAAGGAAUAGACACAGUCAAGCUUGAAAAAUACCUGCUUACGACCAUCACUGCAAAGGAGAACUCCUUGUCCAAUGUUGUCGACUACAAUGGCAUCGACGCUGCUGACCGGGUGAACCUGGGUGUGGUGAAGGUUUGGGGCGCAGGUGGGGUUCAGAUCAAGAAUGCGAGCAUAUCGUACAGUGGAACAGAUGUGCCCCUGGUCCCCCGGCACAACCUCGACACUCAGGAGCUGAUUUUAGACACUACUUCCGUGUCUGUUCGUAUGGAUCAGCCUUUCAUUAUAAAAUGGAGCACCACCUGAUCACUUGUUCUACUUUCCUGAUUAAAUCAUAUAGCUGUACAUUAUUCUGCACUGCCACAAAGUAUGGUGUGAAAUAAAAUAAAUGUGUUUUUGAACUAGAAAUGAUGCAGUGCCUUCAUCGAUGAGCAUUCCUGAAAAUAUUGUAGUAUAUUUUUGUAGUUUGUCAAUGUAACGUUAAACCUUCAGUAACAUCACACCAUACCGAGUACAGGCAGAAACAAUGUCAAUCAUUACACGUUUAACAAUAAAUCCUUUGGAUGGUUA